Molecule: messenger RNA, 1841 nt
Organism: Prosopis cineraria
Lineage: Eukaryota; Viridiplantae; Streptophyta; Magnoliopsida; Fabales; Fabaceae
Product: cytochrome P450 71D8-like
Exons: 3
Coding region: 29-1567 (512 amino acids)
Molecular function (GO): heme binding; monooxygenase activity; oxidoreductase activity, acting on paired donors, with incorporation or reduction of molecular oxygen
Source: RefSeq, a predicted model, not a curated record
CAAGUUUACACUGUAGAAGCUAAUCCUUAUGGAAUUCCAAUUUUCUUUCUUACUUCUUAUUCCAUUCCUCUUGCUCUUCCUGAUCUUGUUGCUUCGGCUCGCAAAGCCAAAAGACAAAGCUAAAAAGACCCAAAUCCCAGGGCCAUGGAAGCUUCCUAUACUGGGAAACCUUCAUCAGCUAGCAAGCCAUUCACUUCCACAUCAUGCCCUUCGAGAACUUUCCCUCAAACACGGACCUUUCAUGCAUCUUCAACUUGGUGAGAUUUCUGCAGUGAUAAUAUCAUCUCCUGAUUUGGCUAAAGAGAUCAUGAAGACCCAUGAUCUUGCCUUUGUUCAGAGGCCUCAAACUUUCAGUGCUCAGAUUCUUUCUUAUGGAGCAACCGAUAUUGCUUUUGCCCCUUACGGUGAUUACUGGAGACAGAUGAGAAAAAUAUGUACUCUUGAGCUCUUAAGUGCCAAGAAAGUUCAAUCCUUCUCAUGUAUACGACAAGAUGAGGUAUCUAAGCUGAUAGAGUCAAUUCAAUCAUCAGUAGGUUCGGUUUUCGAUCUUACAAGCAAGGUUUACUCUUUAACAAGUUCUAUAGUCAGGAGGGUAGCAUUUGGAGACGAGCGUGAAUAUGGAGAAGAGCUUGUGCAAUUGCUCCACACAGCGUUAGAACAAUUGGCCAGGUUUCAGUUUGCUGAUUUGUUUCCUUCAAUGAAACUUGUUCAUCUCAUGAUUGGAAUGGACGCAAAGCUAGUGAAGAUUCACAAGAAAUUUGACAAGGUUUUAGAGGAUAUUCUCCAGGAGAAUCAAAAGAAGUAUAUGAGAGCAGAAGCAGGUCAGAGUGCCUUGGGAGAAGAAAAUCUUGUUCAGGUUCUUCUAAGAAUUCAGCAUAGUGAAAGUCUUGACAUCCCCAUUACAACCGACAACAUUAAAGCUGUUAUUUCGGAUAUGUUUAGUGGUGGAACUGAUACUUCAGCAACAGUAUUAGAAUGGGCCAUGUCAGAAAUGAUGAGAAAUCCAAAAGUGAUGAACAAGGCACAAGCUGAGGUUAGAAAUGCUUGUAGAGGAAAGAAAGUAAUUGGUGAUAGUGACAUGAUACAACUUAGUUACUUAAAAUCAGUAAUCAAAGAAACUUUGAGGCUGCACCCGCCAGUUCCUUUAUUGGUCCCAAGAGAAUGCAGAGAAACAUGUCAGAUUAAUGGGUAUGAAAUACCCAUCAAAACUCAAGUCAUAAUAAAUGCAUGGGCACUUGGAAGAGAUCCAAAUUACUGGUAUGAUGCUGAGAGGUUUAUACCAGAGAGGUUCCAAGGAAACUCUGAUAUUGAUUUCAGAGGAACAAACUUUGAGUACAUCCCUUUUGGAGCAGGAAGAAGAAUGUGUCCAGGAAUUUCAUUUGGUUUAGCAAGCAUUGAGCUUCCUCUAGCUAGCUUAUUGUACCACUUUGACUGGGAACUCACAAAUGGGAUGAAACCAGAAGAUUUAGACAUGACUGAAACUUUUGCCACUACAGCUAGAAGGAAAAAUAAUCUGUGUUUGAUCCCCACACCAUAUAUUGAUCCUCUUCUUGGCAUUUCCAAAUGAAGUACCUAGCUUUCUAUUUGUCUAUCUAUCUAUUUACCUGCACAAAUUUCAAGAUGCACUAGCUAGAUUUUGUUAUCAGACUUAUAUCCAGUGGCUUUUGCAAAUAUGAAUUUUGCAAGGGUUAGAAACUUAAGUCCCAAUCUUCGAAAAUGUAUUAGUCAGAAAGGUGAAAAUAAUGAUGACAAUUUCUGCAAAAUGCUGAGUCAUAUAUGGCAAAUAAUUGUUGUAUUUCUUAGUUUGAAUAGUAAUGACACCAGAUAUCAAAGUGCUUUCA